Paecilomyces variotii is the source of this 2331-nucleotide messenger RNA. Its product is annotated as putative sulfate transporter. NCBI's taxonomy places the organism in Eukaryota, Fungi, Ascomycota, Eurotiomycetes, Eurotiales, Thermoascaceae. The coding region runs from base 1 to 2331 and encodes 776 amino acids. The record is from RefSeq and is a predicted model, not a curated record. The transcript is spliced from 4 exons. Gene Ontology annotation, biological process: transmembrane transport. Gene Ontology annotation, cellular component: membrane. Gene Ontology annotation, molecular function: sulfate transmembrane transporter activity.
AUGCCGAACCCUACACCUAGCAGGUCUCAUCAGGCCGAUGAGCCUCGAUCACUUCGCAACCGUAUUUUCGAGAUCUUUCGUUCUUCACCACAAGCUGGCCCUUCAACAAUAUCUUCUGAAGAAGCAGAACCCCACGACCUGCGUCCCGGCGAAGAAUCAGCUUCUCAGGCCUCGAAUGAGCGGACACGCUUGCUGGAGUCAUACACACGUCGGGAGAGUGUCUGCGGCACCAGUCCUUGCAAUCAUGGGACAUUUUCUCCUAGGGCUGUGACAGAGCAUGGAUAUGGAGCUGGUAGCGUAAGUUCUCUUCCAGAGGCUCCAGGAGCCGAAGAUCACUCAGAACCGGCUACACCACGGACUGGCUCUAGCGGUGUUCAAUUCCCUGUUGGCCGUACAGACUCUGUACUAGAUAGCCAAGAAAUAUCAGCGACGAAGAGACUGGCCUUGGAACAUGGCGUGAAAUAUCGCCCUGUUAUGUAUCUGUCGUACUAUAUUCCGUUCCUUAACUGGAUCAGACAAUAUCGCUGGUCCUUUUUUCAAGGCGAUCUACUUUCGUCGUUGACUCUUGCAUCGAUUUACAUUCCCAUGGCCUUGUCUCUAUCGUCCAACCUCGCCCAUGCGCCCGCCAUAAAUGGACUCUACUCUUUUGUGAUCAGCCCACUCGUUUAUGCCUUUUUUGGGAGUAGUCCGCAAUUGGUGGUAGGACCAGAGGCUGCUGGGUCUCUGCUUGUCGGGACCAUGGUGAAAACUAGUGUCGAUCGAGGUCAUUCAAACGAAGAUGAUCUGGUCGCAAGUGCCCGAGUAGUCGGAGUAGUGACCGGCAUGGCGGGCUCCAUGAUCUUGGUUGCCGGACUAACUCGACUAGGAUUCCUGGAUAACGUCCUCAGCCGACCGUUCCUGAGAGGUUUCAUCACGGCCAUCGGAUUUGUGAUAUUUGUGGAUCAACUAAUCCCUGAAAUGGGUCUCGCACAAAGGGCAAAGGAGGUCGGUGGUGUCAGUCAUGGAAGCACAGUUGAGAAAUUGGCCUUCCUAGUUCGGAAUGCGAGUUACUCUCAUCGUCUGACCUGCGCUGUGGCCUUUGGUAGUUUUGCAGUCAUCAUGAUUUUCCGAGUUGUGAAGAGGCGUCUUGAGAAGCGAUAUCCACAAGUUACCUAUUUCCCCGACCGUCUUUUGGUCGUUGUUCUAUGCGCCGUCCUCACCUGGCGGCUAGGCUGGGACAAGAAAGGACUUGAGAUCCUAGGCGAAACGAAAAGCGUUGGAAACGGGGUGCUGCAAUUUGUAUGGCCGUUUCGUCUCAGUCAUAUGAAGCAUAUACGCACUGCCACGAGUACCUCAUUCAUCAUUGCCCUUCUAGGUUUUUUUGAGUCCUCCGUGGCUGCCAAAGGGUUGGGUGACGGGGCUGCCGAUGGUCUCAAGGGAACUAGCGUUAGUCCAAACCGAGAAAUGGUUGCACUAGGCCUCGCAAAUGUUGUUGGAGGGUGCUUUAUGGCUCUCCCCGCAUUUGGCGGAUAUGGUCGAAGCAAGGUGAAUGCUUCCACUGGUGGCCGGACCCCGAUGAGCAGCAUAUUUUUGAGUAUCAUCACCUUUAUCGUCAUCCAGUUCUUUCUCUCAUAUUUAUAUUACCUCCCGAAAGCAGUGUUAUGUUCGAUGAUUUCUGUGGUGGCCUAUUCUCUGGUCGAAGAAUGCCCCCACGAUGUGUUUUUCUUCAUUCGCAUAAGAGGCUGGUCUGAGCUGACGCUCAUGGGGCUCAUCUUCUUGGUCACCAUAUUUUACUCGCUGGAGGUCGGGAUUGCUUUGGGGAUGGGAUUAUCCAUACUUAGUCUUGUUCGUCACUCAACACAGCCUCGGAUCCAAAUCUUAGGCAAGGUACAAGGCAAGCCUGACCAGUUCGAAAACGCGGAGCUAUAUCCAGAAAAUGUGGUGUUUAUCGAAGGCGUUCUCAUCGUCAAGAUUCCGGAGCCGCUCACUUUUGCAAAUACUGGCGAUUUGAAGAACCGUCUCCGCAGACUUGAAUAUUACGGCACGAGUCGAGCUCAUCCUGCCCUUCCACGGAUCAGACCACCAGAACAUAAUAAAAACAUCAUCUUCGAUGUCCACGGCGUGACGAGCAUUGAUGGAUCUGGAACGCAGGUUCUAGCAGAAAUAGUCAAGGGAUACGUCGAUCAGGGAGUGCGGGUAUUUUUCUGUCGCCUCCCGACCCCCAAAAGCGAUGUUUUUCAAAAGUUUGAAAGGAGCGGUAUCGUGGAUUACUGCGGAGGGAGCGGUCAUUUUGUGCCAAGCGUCGAGGAGGCCUUGAGGUUGGCGGAGAUGGAGAACGUAUUCGAACCCUGA